GUCAUUCUGAAAGUAGCUUUAUCCUAGUUUGGCUUUUUAUUCAAGUAAAUUUGUGAAGUUGUGAAAUUAUAUCGAAUCUAAAGGUUUAUUGUUACUCUUUCGCUUAUCUCUAAAUAUUGACAUUGAAUUUUGUUAGUAAUCUUUACUACUAAUCGAGACACCUUCCCGCUUACUGCAUUUUAAUAAUUUUAGUUGAACUUGAUACUUCAAUUAAGUUAUAACUAAUGACAACCAUUUAAAAUAAGUUAAGAUUCAAGUUUACUUUAAGGAAUAUGGCUAUCGACAACGCUUCAAAUGUGACAAGUGCUACUUCUUUGAUGAAUGUGUUUACCUUUGGCUAUGUGGAUUAUGCAGUUUUUGUUGGACUAUUAGGAGUAUCGGCUUCGAUUGGAUUAUAUUUUGGAUUCUUUUCGAAAGCAAGUAAAACAACAGAUGAAUAUCUUCAUGGUGGAAAACGAAUGAAAACAUUUCCGAUUGCCAUUUCAUUGGUGGCAAGUCAACUCUCUGGAAUUGCAAUUAUGUCAAUACCUGCAGAAGUCUAUAGCUAUGGAAUAAAUUAUAUAUUUACUAUCCUUUCAAUAUUUUUGGUUGUUCCUGUGUUGUGCGAAAUAGCAAUUCCAGUUUUCUAUGAGAAUAAUAUAUCCAAUUGUUACGAAUAUUUACAAAGAAGAUUUAACAGAACGACACGUCAAAUAAUCACUGUUUUAUUUAUUUUGACAACGUUACUUAACUUACCUGUUUAUAUAUUUAUUCCAUCUUUAGCAUUCGCACAAGUAACUGGACAUAAUAUUCACAUGAUUAAUGCAAUAGUUUGCUCAAUAUGUGUGUUUUAUACCAUGCUUGGUGGUGUAAAAGCUGUUGUAUGGACGGACGUUGUUCAAGCUCUUGUAAUGGUUGGGUCUGUAAUACUUGUAGCUGUAAUGGGUGUUCAUGCAGUUGGUGGAUUAGGUAAACUUGUGGAAAACUCAAUUGCUGGUGGACGCCUGCAACCAAACUUUGAAUUUGACUUGAGCACCCGUUCAACAGUGUGGAAUGCUCUUGCUGGAUCAUUUUGCAUGUGGAGCAGCUAUGUGGGAUUCAAUCAAAGUUGCGUUCAGAGAAUUGUUGCUUUGCCAUCAUUAUCUCAUGCUAAAAAAUCCCUUUACAUGUUUCAGGUUGGGUUUUUAAUUAUUAUGGUUUUAAAUGUAUUUACUGGAAUAAUUAUUUUUGCCAAGUAUUUUGAUUGUGAUCCUAUUGCAAUGAAGGUGGUUGAAAAAGCUGACAAAAUAGUACCAUAUUUUGUUGAAGAUGUGGUUGGACAUUUAUACGGUAUGCCAGGAGUGUUUAUAUCCUGUGUUUUCAGUGCUUCUCUAAGUACCGUUUCAGCUAAUUUAAAUUCACUAUCGGGAAUUAUCUAUUUUGAUUGUUUUAAGUCAUAUAUAAAUCACUCAGAAUUUAAAGCAAAUCUAGUUAUGAAAAUAUGCGUUGUAGUAAUUGGAGCAUACUGUGUUAUGGGCGGAAUUAUUGUUGAGCAAUUCAAAUCGAUCUUACAAGUUGUCUACACUAUUGCUGGAAUUUCGCAUGGAGUUGUUUUUGGAGUAUUUACUGUUGGUUUACUUGUACCUAGAGUCAACGGAAAGGCGGCCUUGAUAGGUUUGAUUUUAAGCACAAUCGCAAUGCUUGUUAUUUGCGGUGGUGCUCAGUUGGAAAUAAAUUCUGGAAAUCUAUCGUAUGACCCAUUGCCAGUAAGCACCCACGGCUGUGAUCAAUUAAACACAACUUCGAAAUUUCCAACGGAACUAUUAACGAUGGAAAAAAGAGAUGGACAAAGUUUUUCAAUUUUCAGAAUUUCCUUCUAUUGGUAUGCAGUUUUGGGGAGUGGUUUUAUUUGGUUCACGUCAAUAUUGCUGAGUUUUAUUUUACCGUCAUCGUCGGAUGAAAAACUUGACCCUAAACUUGUGUCCCCUAUAGUAAGAUCUUUGGUAUCGAAUAGCAAUACCCAAGCGGAGGAAGUUCCACUUAAAUCAUAGUUAAAAUUUUAAAUGCGUAAAAUACAAGUGUUGAAAAAUAAUUUUCAGUGCAUGACUUCUUUCUUAAAAUAAAGUUUAUUGAAAAUAAA
Molecule: messenger RNA, 2098 nt
Organism: Eupeodes corollae
Lineage: Eukaryota; Metazoa; Arthropoda; Insecta; Diptera; Syrphidae
Product: sodium-coupled monocarboxylate transporter 2-like
Exons: 11
Coding region: 273-2009 (578 amino acids)
Biological process (GO): sodium ion transport; transmembrane transport
Cellular component (GO): membrane
Molecular function (GO): symporter activity
Source: RefSeq, a predicted model, not a curated record